AUGCAAUUGUUACUCCUUGUCGCUGUCUCGUUUGCUUUUCCUGCAUGCACCCAUGUCGUCGUGGCUAUUGCGGAGACCGAUCAAGUUGAGAGACCAUUGAGCACGACCACUAACCACUCUCUCAUUCCGGCCUUCACGUUCCACAAUAUGGUGGCGAAGGACAGCCGCUUUAACAGCGAUCGAGAAGACGAAAAAGCAGCCGCAUCGGUCGCCGACGGCGAAGAGCGGAUGCUUGAACAGUUUUCUAAUGCCCUCAGUGGCAUUGUAGCAGCCACGGUCGAAAAGGGUGCUCUCGAAGUUGCCAGAGUCGCUCAGGCCGAGAGCAGUCUCGCAACUAAGGUAGCAGGGCGUCUACCAGCCGCUGGACCUGUUAAAGCUCUCCCAGUCGCUCUAGCUGCUAAGAUUGCGAAACCACGAGCUACGAAAGGCACCGGAAAGAAAAAAUUAUCAUUCCUGAAGGCGUCGGUCUCGGAAGGGAAGGCCGCGAAACACGAAAUCUCUAAACCUGCGGUCGCUACUAAAGCCAAGACCAACAAACGUGGUUAUCGACUCAUCAUCAAUCGAUAUGACGUUCAAGAGCGGGACAAGGUUGACAAGUAUGAGUUGGAUGGGCUCAACGGUAUCGCACGUGAUCAAGCCUCUAAAAUCGAGAGACGGCCUAGGAUGGCAGCGACCAUCCGCAGUGCGAAAAAAAGAGCCCCUGUCAAGAAGGAGGGAACCGAGGGGGGUGAGACAUCCCUGGUGAUUCCAAAAGAAGCUGAAAAGUAG
Messenger RNA from Peronospora matthiolae, 768 nucleotides. The record is from the annotation of a GenBank genome assembly. Lineage: Eukaryota; Oomycota; Peronosporomycetes; Peronosporales; Peronosporaceae.